Molecule: messenger RNA, 381 nt
Organism: Rhizopus microsporus ATCC 52813
Lineage: Eukaryota; Fungi; Mucoromycota; Mucoromycetes; Mucorales; Rhizopodaceae
Exons: 1
Coding region: 73-381 (102 amino acids)
Source: RefSeq, a predicted model, not a curated record
ACAGUACUCAGUAGCUUUUUUGUUUGUUUGAAUAGUGUUGAUGAUUUGCUUCCGAAUCGGAACAACAAAAUCAUGUUUGCAGAUACUGUCAAGUCUGAUGGGUUUUCAGUUAAUUUUGUAUGCAAUAAAAGAACAACAAAAGAUACUUUUUUAGCAGCAAACAUUGAUUUAAAGCUCGAAGAUUUUGACUUGGAAGAAGUAAAGCAAACUUACCAGCCCAUGUUUCUAGAUCCUGGGAGAAAAGGCGCGUUCACUGCUGCAAUUGGUUUAAAUACAACCAACCAUCAAAUAAGACGCUGUUCAACAGCAGAGUAUUAUCACAUGACCGGAUUGGCAAAGUACACUAAACAGCUAGAAAAGCUUAAGGCUCAAAAGGCAUAA